Messenger RNA from Fulvia fulva, 2532 nucleotides. RefSeq lists its product as uncharacterized. Lineage: Eukaryota; Fungi; Ascomycota; Dothideomycetes; Mycosphaerellales; Mycosphaerellaceae. Bases 1 to 2532 code for a protein of 843 amino acids. The transcript has a single exon. Gene Ontology annotation, biological process: actin cortical patch localization. The record is from RefSeq and is a predicted model, not a curated record. Gene Ontology annotation, cellular component: plasma membrane.
AUGGCAACUGUGCUACCACAUCGGCCCAAGACCAACUCGACUGGCAGCACGGCGUCAAGACGACACGCUUCACUCAACUCCUUCCCACAACGAUCUGGAUCGCAUUCGACACAGGGCGACUCUGGCAGUCUGGCAGUCGCGCAACAUAGACACACACUCUCCAACGCUUCACACAAGUCAAGUGGCACCAGCUAUCGAUCUUCUCAACAUGGACCCACUCCCGCGCCCAACGCGCUUCGUUCACCGCAAAAGCGCCCACAACAACGCAAAGUGAAGCCGGUGAAGUCGCAGUACCCUCCCGGCGGCACAGAAAACCAUGUCGAGUACAUAUUGGUCGCCUCCUUCGACAUCGAUCGGGGUAGCAUUAUGGAGCAUCAGUACCCAGGACCCGUUGGAGGAGACGAACAUAUGCUUGCUGAGCUGAUGUUACCAGAUCAAGCUCAUGUGCGAAGCCAAGACUGGACCAUAUUCUUUCUACACAAAGACGCCGGCGGAGAGGAAGAUCAAGACCCAGACGCGAAACGAAGACGGAGGAGGAGGCGACGGAAAGCAAUUGAAGCCGGCGAGGACCUGCCCGAGGACGAGGACGAGGACGAGGACGAGGACGAGGACGAUGAAGAUUCGGGAGACGACAGCGAUGACAGUUCUGAUGACGGCAGUCCUGACGGCCCCCCUCUGGUCUAUGUGCUCAAUUUGGUCAACACCAAGCACGACAACACUAUCAAGCGAGGUGCAAUCGUAAAAGCCAUGGCAAUUUGCACGAGGCAUUCUUUCUUGCACAUAUACAAGCCCCUGCUUCUGCUGGCACUGGAACAGUACUUUGCCAAUCCCAUGAUCGACACUCUGGCCAGCCUGUACGAAGCUGUGAACAGCAUGGACUUGUCUCUCAUGCCUCGGCUGAACCUCAACGAGAAGUUCAUCCUGCAAGCGACAGAUACCAAGGACCUUUUUCUCGAGAAGUUUGAGGCCAUGAUAGCACAACGUAUGGCCGAGAAAGAAGAGACAGAAGCCGUCACGCCCGCGAUAGAUCAGACCAGUACCGGUCAGCUACAGUCGAAGACUCGAUACGGCCUACCUCGUGACACUCACGAAUUCGAAAGUGUGAUCAACUAUGCAAAUGUACCUGUACCGGUCAAGAUCCCUACGGCAGUCAGUCCAGAAACAGUCGGCGACUUCAGCUUGGUCAAAUUGAUUACAACAUUCAGCACACCUCACACUUCUUCACCGACGCCCUUCAACCCUACACAUCCUCAUUUGACAACAUCUGGACCUAAUACGCAUCCAAUUAUCGUGCUACUGAAUGCAUUACUCACGCAGAAGCGGGUGAUCUUCCUGGGCCACAACCUUCCCAGUUCGGAGGUAGCUGAAGCAGUACUGGCAGCAUGUGCUCUGGCAUCGGGUGGCAUGCUACGCGGGUUUACUAGACACGCGUUUCCCUACACUGAUUUGACCAAGAUUGACGAUCUUCUGAGAGUCCCUGGAUUCAUCGCUGGUGUGACGAACCCUGCUUUUGCCAACAAGACAGAAUGGUGGGACAUCCUCUGCGAUCUGAGUACAGGGAAGAUGCGAAUAUCUAACAAAGUCGAACAAGCUCCCCUGACUGAAGGCGUGGUCUUCUUCCACCAGAACACCCACCAGACCAAUAGUGUUGCAGCUGGUGGUAUUAGUUCUUUGGUUACGGCGGGAGCGAGUCUGUCUGCAGGGCUGGGUGGUAACAGCGCUCCUUCGGGCAGUAUGACAGGCGAUGCCACUGGUGACGGGGCUUUCAUGCAGAGUGUGCUUGCUGCCAUCAAUGAGCGACAUGGCGAGAAUGCCAUUCGUGGCAAGUUCCGCAAGUGGGUAGUGAAGUUCACUCGGCUUGCUUCGAGCUUCGAGGAGACAGUUUAUGGUGCGAGUGCACUGCACAUUCACAACCCGGAAAGUCCAAAGACCAACUUCCCAGCUUCACCUAUCUCACCCGCCGAGGCACACAAAGAGCUCGCGCCAGAGGUCAUCGGCCACGGCUACGUCUGGCCAACAGCACAAUCCAAAAACAAUGAAUUGGCUGCCAAUGCUACUCGAAUCGAAGGAUGGCGUAACACGCGCAGCUACUACAACUUCAUCCAAGAUCUUGCCUCGUUCUACGUGCACCGCCCGAUCAAGCACCUGGACCUACAGCACCUACACGAUAAGCUUGCAAAGCUACGACUCGGACACGAGCAGAGCGCAAACAUCUACCUCGCCAUAUGUGAAGCCAUCAACACGGAGUCCGAAAUCAGUCACCUCCUCUCGAUCGUGGCCAUGGGCGUUUGGGAGAACAAGGCCACCAGCGCCGCAAGCGGUCAGACGCCAGGCUUGCUGUACAUAGGCACAGGUCUUUUCCACCCUCGGCUGGACGUAAGAGAGGAAGUAGCAGAACUCUUAGGCAGAAUCAGAGAACAUGAAGCCGGUCGGCACUUCUGGUUGACGCUGGGGAGGUUCAUUCGCAUUGGGUGGGAGAGGACGAUGACUCUGAAAGUCGAUAAACUGGAGCGAGGAGGUGAUGAUCACUGA